UUGUUAGUUGAUUUGAUAUUCUAGUGACAAUGUGAAAUGCAAUGUAUAGAAAAAAAUUAUUCCAACGUUUUGGAUAUGAGUUGUAUUCAAUAUUACUAAUGAAAUUAAGAGUCGAUUGAUUCAUGUCACCUAGGUACUAAGUGAUAUAGAAUAGUAUGUAACCAUAAAAGUAUUUAUAUAUAUGGACUUGCAUUAUGCUACUAUGUGAUAUUCAUGAACUUACACCGUGCUAUUUUUUAUAAUUGUAGGACAAUGCCAGACAUAGUGUGGGAGCAUGGCCAAAAGGUCGGGGGUGGUUUCAAAUGCAAGUAUUGCAGGGAGGAGAAGGGUGGGGGAGGAGCAACACAGUUCAAAGAGCAUUUGGCACAUAGGGGGAAAGAUGUGAAGGACUGCCCUUCGGUUCCGACCGAAGUUAAGGAAUUCUUUAGUGAGCAGUUGUACAGGAACAAGGUUAGAGCAAAAGCAAGGGCCCGAGAAAGAGUGAUGAGGGACCAAGCAGCAAGGGGGACUGCUCAUGCUCACUUAAGCCGGUUUAAUUUGGGCGGUGCUGCUACACAGAUGUUCACUGACAUAGGCUCUGCUCAUGCUCACGAUGAAGAUGUGGAGGCAUGGGCCGAAAAAAUAAUUGGAGACACACAUCUGGGAAAAAUGAAGACUAAGAUUGGUCCCGAAAUGAGAAAAGGGAAGAAAACAUGCACUGAGGAGGAGUUUGGUAGUGACGAAACCACACCUGAGCCUAGUGGUGGUGAGGAGAUUGGUCAUGAUGAUGAUGAUGAUGAUGAUUCCAGUAGCAGUCAAGGUGAUGGCAGUGACGGUGAUGCCAAUGAUGGCGAUGAUGGCAACGAGAGUGGUGGUAAUGAUGGCGACGAGGGUGGAGGAGCUGAUACUUCAGGUUAUUAUAUAGCUCCUACUAUAAUGUUCACUGGGGAGGAAGACUUCACCCAUGCAACACAAGAUACAGAUCAUGGAGCACCUACUUCACAACGACAAACAACAUCGACACGUCGACAUGGUCGACAGGCCCCACUUGCAUAUGAUGAAGAUAGCUCCAACUCUGCGUCCAGUGUUCAGUACUACAACCCGUACAGUACUUCUCCCCCUCAAGGGGGCUUUCUGUGGCCACCACCAGGGGUGGUGCACCCGCCACUUCCGCAGGCAGUUGCAGCAUUGCCUUAUUUGGAUUAUCACGGCUACCUACCAUAUGGAGCUCCACAGUUGCAAUAUCACCCACCUACGUACGUGUAUUUGCCACCAACAGACGAGCCGUAUGAGGGACCACCGGGAGAGAGAUAUGAGGACUGAAGAAUGCAGAGAAUAUGUUACAUGGACUUAGUAUGGACUAUGCCUUUGCCUCUGUUGGAUCUUUGGAUUGUAAUAAUUCUAAUAGACUUUGGAUGUAUUGCGUUGUAUGUGUGGACUUUGGACAUGAGUUAUGUGUUAAAUGGUGUAUUUGUCAUUGUUUUGUGCAGUUAUAUAUAUGUUAUGCAU
Messenger RNA from Panicum virgatum (switchgrass), 1488 nucleotides. RefSeq lists its product as uncharacterized. The transcript is spliced from 2 exons. NCBI's taxonomy places the organism in Eukaryota, Viridiplantae, Streptophyta, Magnoliopsida, Poales, Poaceae. Bases 214 to 1302 code for a protein of 362 amino acids. The record is from RefSeq and is a predicted model, not a curated record. Gene Ontology annotation, molecular function: DNA binding.